This is a messenger RNA of Achroia grisella, 5052 nucleotides long. RefSeq lists its product as uncharacterized. The transcript is spliced from 13 exons. The coding region runs from base 51 to 3122 and encodes 1023 amino acids. Gene Ontology annotation, molecular function: protein binding. The record is from RefSeq and is a predicted model, not a curated record. Lineage: Eukaryota; Metazoa; Arthropoda; Insecta; Lepidoptera; Pyralidae.
UCGCCGUGCCGCGAGCACGCGUUGUAAUGCGUACCGCGUUUUGACGCGACAUGGCCUCGUCCACGACCGGUAACAUCGUCGUCGAGUGGUUGCGAUCCCUACAUUUGGGCCAAUAUUCUGAGAGUUUUAUAGAUAAUGGGUACGAUGACUUGGAAAUAUGCAAGCAAGUCGGAGAGCCAGACUUGGAUGCAAUCGGAGUUCUUAAUCCUACACAUCGCCAAAGACUCCUGCAUUCUAUCAGAUCCUUGAGAGAAGAAGGUGCUGCGGCUGUCUAUUUUACAUUGGAAGAGGCCGCAGCAGCCAGAGACACCUGUAGAUGUGAAGAAGAAACCAGAAAAGAGCAGGCAACAGUGGCAAUAGAACCUGCAAAAUACGCUGAUGAGUACGAGGAAGGCAAAGCUGAGUUAGUGAAAAUACCACGAUUGCAAUUAAAGCGUCUGCUUCGGGAACGUCUCGCUCAAGACGGUAUUCGACUAAGCCUGCAGCCGUAUUCAACAACGGAUGGUGACCGAGGUUAUCUUGAAGGUUUAGCGUCCAGAUAUGCAGAUUUAUUUUCAACACAUUACGGGGAUGUUCUGGAUCAUCUAGAAGAAUUAAGAAGGCAUGAAUGGGAGGAGAUGUCACCAAGGAUGAGAGUGCUUGGAGAUCCAGGGACCCCACAAACACCUCCAUCAGCCAGUCCCGGUUCUCUAGCGUUGAACAAUUUAACAACAUCACAUUCACAACCAAUUUAUGUGCCUGGAAAAUAUUCGCCAUCAAGUUGCCUAACGGAUAAAGAAGAGGACGAGAUUUACGGCUUUGGCUACGGAGUGUUUGGGAAACAGAUGUUGCAAAGACAACAACAACAGAAACAGCUGUUGUUGGCGCAGCCGACGCAGCCACUUAUGCACAACCAACAACACAAUUACCAGAGUUGUUUAAGUCCACGGUCAGCGUACUUCUACGAAUUUCCUCCUAGUGAUUUCUUUCUUGCAGAUAAUUGCCUUGGAACAGCAAAGAAGAAGGUAACAACGUUUUCAAGACUACUUCGCGGUCUAAAGUCGCAUAGGAAAGAAAAACAUGGCUCCUGUUCGCCGAAACACGCCCACAGUCCUCGUCAAAUAUUACCGCCACAAAGGGUCGACACACCAGACAGCGUGCUACAAAGUGGUCUGGGUUUGGGUCCUGGACCCGACACGGCUUUGAGGUCCAUGGUUGACCCCAGGGACUAUGAUCGCCUCCGCACCUUACAAAUGAGUGCCGCCCAACCUAACACCUUUGAAGAAACAAUACAUAGGUUAAAGGUACAGGAAGCGAUGAAGAAAAAAGACAAAUUAGCGAGAGAACAAGAAGAAAUUUUAAGAGAUAUAAGACAUGGCCUUAUGAAUAUGGGAAGAGACGGUGUAAGAGGUCCCUUUGGAGACGACACGUAUAUGUACGACGACGAAGCGAGAGGACUGACUGGAAGAGGGCAUUGGUAUGAUGAACCUCCAUAUGAAAGUGAUCCUGAAGACUUUCUUAUGGGCGGUGGAGCACCUGCUGCAACUUUUCAAAACGGACGUGUGUGCUUCACGUUAAAUCUACGAAAUGAGCCCAGAGGCGAAGGGGUUAUAUCACUAAGAAGUGCUGGUGACAUAAGUUUAGCGAGAGCCCCCAGGAGAGGUUUAAUUAUUCCACAAAGCGGUCCAUACCCGACUACUGUUAUUCCAUUAAGAACUGCAAGGGACAGAGAAAGUGGGGAUUAUGCUGCAUCCGACAUCCAAUCAAUAGGUUCAAGACUAUCAGGCAUUUCAAUUGAGUCAAAUAGAUCAGAACGAGACUCAAGAAGAGGUUACAGACAAAUGUCGGGAUAUCGGAUAGGUGCUGAUCCAUUAUCACCCGCCUCUUCAGAUUACGAGGAUCAAGAGAGCGAAACUGAUUCACAACACAUAGCCACAGUACAUAAGUCUGCUGAAGAGUGUGAGGGUGUUUCCAAUUUAGCGGGAAAAGUGCGUGGCCUAAGGCAAGAUGUCCAAAGAAAAAUUUCAAGAUUAAGACAAGAGAGAGGCCCAGAAGGAAGUGAUAGACGAACUAGUGGUGACCAAGCAUUUCCAUGUUCUAAUAGUUCUUUCGAAAGUCUUCCCAGCGGAUCAGGCAGUAGCACACAAGCAUUGGUUCGCGCCGGUAGUAAUCACUCAUCUCUCUCGGCAGAAGAAAACAUAGAAUUAAGUCCAGCCGGGCGGAGCUUGCUUGUGCCGCAAAUGCUGUGCCGAGCCCGAGCACUCGUCGAUUAUGUACCUAAUAUUUAUGAGAAGGAUGCCUUGAGAUACAAGAAAGGAGACAUCAUAGAAGUUAUCAACAUGAAUGCAUCGGGUAUUUGGCGAGGAGUUUUGAACAACAAAGUAGGAAACUUCAAAUUUGCUAACGUCGAAGUUCUCUCUGAUCGAGACACAAUGCGGUCAAGGUCUUCCAAAUGGUGCAAGAGUCGUGAAAGGUUAUGGGAAACUCGACCACGAACAGUUGAUGAAUUACUUAGAAGAAUAGACUUACCAGAAUAUACAGUGGCCUUUGCUAGAAAUGGAUAUGAAGAUAUAGAACUUUUUAAAGAGAUUGAACCGUCAGACUUAGACUACUUGGGAAUUAUGACCCCAGAACAUCGCACUCGUAUCUUAGCUGCUGUACAACUGUUACAUCAGCUUGAAUGUGGCGAAGGAGACGGAGAAGGUGAUGGAGGUGGUUCUAGUUCGGAAGGAGGUGAUUCACCCUUUGGACGUCGGCAGUUCCCUCGCGAUUCAGGCUGUUAUGAGGCAAGCGUUGGGGUUGGUGGUGUCCGUGUUAGAACUUCACCGCUAGUUCAUAGAGCUGAUGAACCCACCCAUAGACCACCAGAACCAGCGCCUCAAGCAAAGCGUUCCGUGCGGCGACGACAACCCGACGACGCUGAGUGCGAUAGAAUCGAACGAUAUCCUGGCUCAGUCGGAGAAAGAACAAUCGCACGUUCUGGAGGUCUACCAGGUGGAGCUAGGGAUGACACUUGUGAAUCAGAUCAUAGGCUUAAUGUUGUGAAAUUUGUGGCUGGUGGCGAGCCUUGUGCCUCAGAAAAAAGUAGUGAUUCUGGGGUGAGUAGUUCAUCGUUAAGUUCAGCACAUCCACACCGACCCUGAGCGCGGCCCGCCGCGCCAGCGCUAGCGUAGGCGUUGGCGCGGGCGCGUGCGCAAGCCGCGCUGCCGCCCGCACUCCCCGCCAAUACCAAAACUGUCGUGCCGCCCGAAUGCGAAUAAGACAAAACUUGCGGGGAUACCAACUCUUUAGUGCGAAAACUAAGUCUACAAUAACUUGACAUUGCAUUGACAAUAGCAAUGGAAUAUUGUAUGUCCAUACUUAAGACGACUUCUUUUGUAUUUCAAAGACUGAGUAUUUUGUCUGACCAAUUUUAUUACUUUUACUGAAUUAAGAAUAAAUAAUGUCAUUGGCAUAUGGGCGGCACCCAUUUUUGUUGGUGUGAGUAAAUGUUGAAUUAGAUAUAUUUUAUAGAUAAAUUUCUAAUAGACAUUUUUACCAUGUUUGGUAAUUAUUGUUUUCUGAAAUUCUCUGUUAAUUUUCAUAUUAGGUACAUAAAUAUUCUAUCAUAAAACAUGCAGACUGAAAUUAGUAUACAAAGCCUAUCCGCGUUGCAAAUGUGUGUGUAUAUCAAUGAAUUUGGCCACACGUAUUUUUGUUUUUCACUGUGAAAAUAAAUGUAUAUGAAAACACCAUGCAUUAAAUAUUUGCAGUGCGGUAUACGGUUAUACAUCCCAUAUUGUUUUGCAUUUGUAUAAAUAAAGUCUGUUGGUAAUAUUGGAUAGUACUGAAAAGUAAAAAUCACCUAUCAAAUUGCUUAAUUAUGAUUUUAAAACAAAACAAUUACGUAUUUUAAAUGAUAUAUCAUUCCGGUUAUAAAAUAUUCAUAUCAUUGAGUGUGACACUAUGUUUAGUUUCUUUUAUAAGAUUAAUAAUGACAUUUUAUUUAUCUUUUCAGUUUUAAUACUACAAUUUAUAUGUGUCUUUUCCAUUCUUGUAGUAUUUCGUCAUUGUAUAAUUUAAGUAACUCUGUGUUUCUUUGUAGUGAAGGCAAUAAGCCAGUUGAAUAGUGAACUGGAGCGUUGAAAGCGCAACAUUCGAUAGCAAUAAUUGUAAAUAAUAUAAUAGAUAGGUUAAUUAUUAUAUGUUGAGACUUUUUGUAAUUUUUUAAGAGAGCUUUAUGCGGUAAGCCGCAUGUACAGUCUAGUGUAGGCAUUUCGAGUGUGAAAUUUUAAAUUUCGCUCAGAUCUUCCGUGUAAGCUUAGCGUUUAUGUUGAUAUUUCUCUCAUUUAUGUUUUCAUUUUUGAUAAAAUAUACCGCGAUUAAACAUUCAUUUACCACUAUAACAAACUGUUUUCGACAAGAGUUUGUUUGUUUAUUUGAAAGCAAAAUUAAAAGAACUUAGAAUCUAUUAAAAAUAAGCAUGGCAGUGAUAUUUAAAUUGGAAUUUUACGAUUUUGACACUUGUAACUGAAUUUAACGUUAGCAAUGUUUACUCCUUUUAUAUAUAUAAAACAUUCUGUAUUGUGAAGGUGUACGUUAUGAUAAGAAAUAUUAAAGAUUUCAAGAAGUAUUUCGAUCUAACCAGCCUUGUAUUAAAGUAAGCCGUGUUGAAUGCGGUCCACCAUCAAUUAUUUGAGUCGUUAAUUGCACAAACAUGACAAACAAACAAACUCACAUCCUCACUGUAAUAAUAUUAGAUAGAAAUAUGGCCUACAAUCAUUUGUGCUCGUUGAAAAUGUUAUUUAUUAUGUUCUGAAUAUGUAUUAUAAUAUGUGAUUUAAAGAAUUGGGUGUAAUUAGGGGUGUUUGCAAAAUUACCAGCCCGUAGUGUGUAAAACCAGAUAUUGACGAUACAUUUGAACGGACGUGGAGAGAUUUUUACAGUUGACUGAUUCUGAAGAUGCUUUAUAGAAUAGACUACAGGUCUUGACGUUGAUGCCAUAUGUAUUUGAAAUCUUUGCAGCAUAAUAAUUUAUGUAACUUCAUUUUCUAUGAUAGGAACAAUAAUUACUGGAAUAGUUUUUUUCAUCUG